UUUACCGCUACAAAGUAACCAUGUCUGCGUUUAUGUUUUCGUUUGUUUUGCUGACAUUACUCACCAAAGCUUCACCCGCGAGUGCAGAACCGUGCGUAGUAACCCAAUUCGAUGAAGUUGAAGCGGCCACCAAAACAUGUUUAGAUAUUGUUCUCGACAACCUGUUCGUACCUGCCAACGUAACGCUGAAGCUCAACCUCACGGACGGCGCUACAGUCACUUUUAAAGGCAACAUUACCUUCGGGUACGCUAUCUGGGACGGCCCUUUGGUUACCAUAAAUGGGACCAGUAUUACCGUCAAAGGGGCCGAAGGAUCUGUGUGCGACGGCCAGGGCCAGCUCUAUUGGGAUGGGCAAGGAGGCUGGUCGGGUCCGAAACCACAAUUUUUUACCAUUCAAGCAUUUGGAGGGUCCGUUUUUAGAGACAUCUACGUAUUAAAUUCGCCAAUGGACGUCGUACAGGUGACCAACUCCGACGAUGUCCUAUUCACCAAUUGGGUCAUCGAUGAUUCCGUGGGUGAUAAGGGCGUGGCGCCGACUGGUAAAGAGGGCCACAAUACCGAUGCGUUCGACGUCUGGAAUUCAACGAACGUUGAAAUACGAGACUCUAUAGUUUACAACCAAGACGACUGUCUGGCAGUUAGAUGCGGUGCAAAUGUUUACGUUCACGAUCUUUUCUGCCACGGAAGCCACGGCUUGAGCAUUUCGGUGGGAUUUAGUAACGACUCAGUGCCGUUGAAUACCUUGGAAAAUGUCACGAUCGCCGAUUCAGUCAUCGUCAAUUCCGACAACGGGAUUCACAUCAAGACCCACAUAGACGGUGGAUACGGAUCCAUUAAAAAUGUGACCUACAGAAAUAUCACGAUGUCAGACAUGAAUAACUUUGGCAUAACGAUCGAGCAGAACUAUCAAAAUCGAGCACCAGGCAGCACAGGGACCGCGGAGCCCAAAAACAACGUACCUAUCAGCGAUCUCAAAAUGAUCAACGUCACGGGAACCGUCGGCUCGAAAGCCGUCCCGAUUCACAUAGUGUGCGCGGAAGACGGUUGUUUCGAUUGGUCAUGGUCCGGCGUCAGCGUUACCGGCAAAAAAUCGAACGACUGCAAUUACGAACCGCAGGGAUACAGCUGUUAGAUUUUUAAGUUAAAUCCCUUGGGUCGCUGGUGAUUUCUGAAAAGUUACUUUGAAAACAGACUACGAUGGGUACGUUUUAAGGAUACCUACUCCGCUAUACAUAAAUAUUGACCAAAGGGGGGCCCAAGGUAGUACGGUUGGUCAUCCUUCAUAUACGUAUACUUCGACCAGAAAUAUGGUGCUUUUAAAACCGACCCCGGGAUUAACUUUGCCUACUGUUCAUUACUCUAAAACCGCAGCAGCUUAUAGAACACAUAGAACAUUCCUAGGAAUUUAUCUACCUACACUGACAAGCGAGAUAUAAGUAUGUUUCGAAUACUUUUCGCAGACCAAUUCUUGAAACCCGUACAUAAAAAAAAGUGCAAAGUAACAAUGUAUUACGUUCUAUUUCAUUACAUUUCUACAUAUUAAUACACAAAACAUUAAAUAUAUUAAUAAUAAAGUAUCAGUCGGUUCAAAAAUCGUCACUAUCGAUAAAUAUUUUCUUCUUUUAUUGCUCCUUUUUCACAGUUAGACCAGCUUUGUACUGAUAUUUUUGGCUACCUCUUGCCGCAUUACGUUUAUGGUACCAUCACUAAAUUUUGGUGCAGUUAUUUUUUUCUAUAUGCGCUUUGAACUCUGACCAAGUCACCUUAAUUGUUGUGCUAUCGAAUCGAUUUGGUUUUAAACGGUCCAUUUCUAUAAAUAUUCGUUACGGUCCAUUUCAGAUCUACUGUAAAAUACUUAAAACGUUAAACCAAUAAAUGUACUAUAUUUUUGGUCGUAUUAUACCCAUUUGCGAGUCUUUUAGAGUCGGAAACGACCUAAAAAUUGUGUAUACCUAACCUAUUUUUAAACAAUACUUUCAAUAACAAAUUUUGCAAAAUUUGAUAGUAAAUUUUGGCUAAUUUGAUUAUGUUAUUUGUAUGUUAAUUUUUGAUUCUAAUACAAUUAAAUUUGAUUUCUUAA
Molecule: messenger RNA, 2081 nt
Organism: Cylas formicarius (sweet potato weevil)
Lineage: Eukaryota; Metazoa; Arthropoda; Insecta; Coleoptera; Brentidae
Product: polygalacturonase-like
Exons: 5
Coding region: 21-1133 (370 amino acids)
Biological process (GO): pectin catabolic process
Cellular component (GO): extracellular region
Molecular function (GO): polygalacturonase activity
Source: RefSeq, a predicted model, not a curated record